Lodderomyces orthopsilosis Co 90-125 is the source of this 609-nucleotide messenger RNA. RefSeq names its product DNA damage-responsive protein 48 (gene DDR48). The transcript has a single exon. Lineage: Eukaryota; Fungi; Ascomycota; Pichiomycetes; Serinales; Debaryomycetaceae. The record is from RefSeq and is a predicted model, not a curated record. Bases 1 to 609 code for a protein of 202 amino acids.
AUGGUAUUUGGAUUUGGUAAAGACGAUAAAGAAGAUAGGAGAAGAGGUGAUGAUAACGAUGACAGUUAUGGUGGAUCAUCAAGAACUAGUGGAAACAACAACGGCGACGACAACUUUGGAUCAUCCAAUUUCGGCUCUUCUGGCAACAAUAAUGACGAUAGCUACGGCUCUUCAAAUAAGAGGGGUGGUGAUUCUUCAUUUGGCAAUGAUGAUUCUUAUGGAUCAUCAAAUAGAUCUGGUGGUGGAUAUGGAAAUGAUGAUUCUUAUGGCUCAUCAAACAGAUCGGGUGGAAACACCUUUGGUAACGAUGAUGAUUCUUAUGGAUCAUCCAAUAAGAGAGGUGGUAAUUCAUCAACUUUUGGUAAUGAUGAUGAUAACUACGGUUCAUCAAACAGAUCAGGUAGUGGUUAUGGUAACGACGACUCUUAUGGAUCUUCCAACAGAUCAGGUGGUGGGAACUCUUAUGGAAACGAUGAUGAUAACAACUUUGGUUCAUCAAAUAGAAGAGGUGGUGACGAUGAUAAUUUUGGUUCAUCAAAUAGAUCUGGUGGAAACAGCGGAUAUGGUAACGAUGAUUCUUAUGGAUCUUCCAACAGAAGUGAUUUCUAA